CCCAGGUUCAAUUUCAGAAGCUUCAGCAACUGCGCCUUACACAGUACCACGGAGGGUCCUUACCCAAUGUGAGCCAGCUGCGGAGCAGUGCCUCGGAGUUUCAGGAGUUAAUAGAUUUGGAUUGUGAAAAUAGAUUAGAAUUCUUCAACUAAAUUAGCCCAGACAUUUUAUCAGCCCACUCAGGAGAAAUAGGAGUAAUUCCCAAGUCCAAUAUGACAAAAUCCCCGUCGUUCCACCCAGUGGACAGCGUGCGAGGAACCCGCCACCACGGGCUGGUGGAGAGGCCGUCCCGGACGCGCUUCCACCCCCUCCACCGACGGUCUGGGGACAAGCCAGGACGACAGUUUGAUGGUGGUACUUUUGGAGCUAAUUACGCCUCACAGCCUCUGGAUGAGAGUUGGCCAAGGCAGCAGCCUGCUUGGAAGGAAGAGAAGCACCCUGGGUUCAGGCUAACAUCUGCACUUAACAGGACCAAUUCUGAUUCUGCUCUUCACACAAGUGCUCUGAGCACCAAGCCCCAAGACCCCUAUGGAGGAGGGGGCCCGUCGGCCUGGCCUGCCUCAUACAUGGGUUUCUGUGAUGGUGAGAACGAUGUACAUGGGGAAGCCGUGCCUUUCCCUGGCCCACUGAAAGAAGAGAAUCUGGUAAACGUUCCCAAGCCGCUGCCAAAACAGCUGUGGGAGACCAAGGAGAUCCAGUCCCUGUCAGGGCGCCCUCGGUCCUGUGACGUCGGAGGAGGCAGUGCUUUUCCACACAAUGGUCAAAACAUAGGCCUCUCACCCUUUCUGGGAACCCUGAACACUGGGGGGUCAUUGCCAGAUCUCACCAACCUCCACUACUCAGCGCCCCUGCCAGCCUCCCUGGACAGCAGUGACCACCUCUUCGGUAGCAUGAGUGUGGGGAACAGCAUGGGCAACCUCCCUGCUGCCAUGACUCACCUGGGCAUAAGAAGCUCUUCUGGUCUCCAGAGUUCUCGGAGCAACCCCUCCAUCCAGGCCACGCUCAAUAAGACAGCGCUCUCCUCCUCCCUGAACAGCCACCCCCAGGCAUCUGCCCCCAGCGCCUCUGCUCUUCACCCUUCGCUCCGUCUCUUCUCCCUCAGCAACCCAUCCCUUUCCACCACAAACCUGAGCGGCCCCUCUCGGCGUAGGCAGCCCCCUGUCAGCCCUCUCACGCUUUCUCCUGGCCCUGAAGCACAUCAAGGUUUCAGCAGACAGCUCUCUUCAACCAGCCCACUGAACCCGUAUCCUGCCUCGCAGAUGGUGUCCUCAGAUCGAAGCCCGCUCUCCUUCCUGCCCGCAGAAGCUCAAGCGCAGGUGUCCCCUCCGCCCCCGUACCCCACGCCCCAGGACCUCCCCCAGCCUCUGCUGCAGCAGCCCUGCACCCAGGAGCCCCCUGCUCAACAGCCCCAGGCAGCUUCAUCGCUGCCGCAGUCAGACUUCCAGCUCCUCACAGCCCAGGGCUCAUCUUUGACCAGCUUCUUCCCAGAUGUGAGCUUUGACCAGCAGUCCAUGAGGCCAGGCCCAGCCUUUCCUCAGCAGGUGCCCCUGGUGCAGCAGGGCCCCCGAGAACCACAGGACUCCUUUCAUUUGAGACCAAACCUGUAUUCCAAUUGCGGGAAUUUCCCGAGCGCCAUCCUGACAGAAGACUCGAGCACCAGCCUAUUCAAAGACCUCAGCAGUGCUCUGGCCGGCAUGCCUGAGGUCAGCCUGAACGUGGACACUCCGUUUCCAUUGGAAGAAGAGCUCCAAAUUGAACCCCUGAGCCUGGACGGACUCAACAUGUUAAGUGAUUCCAGCAUGGGCCUGCUUGACCCCUCUGUUGAAGAGACCUUCCGAGCUGACCGACUGUGAACAGAAUGGAACGGAACAGGAGAACUUAUUUCUGAAAUAGCUAAAAUAGAAUGGAAUAGCGUGGAGCCAGCUACACCCCUGAGCUUUAGUUAUCUCUGGCUUGUGACAUGGAAGGAACCAAUUCCUUGGCUCCCAGCUUUCAGACAAGGCCCCAUCUCACACACGGUGGCUUAUUCGAGACCACAGAGCUGGGCACCGCCCCUCAGGCCUGCGGCGCAGGUCCCGUUGCUGCAGGCAAGCUGCUCUGGGGCCUCCGAUGAAUCAGCCAUCACCACCACCAUUACAUCUUUUCAUUGGCCAUCUAGUCGGUCGAUGUGUAAAGUAGAAAAUAUGUAACAGGAGGCCCCAGUGGAAUCGUGUCGUGCUCAGAACCACUGAUCUCAGUCAACACUGAAGGAAGGACCCGGAGUUGGGGGCAGUUAGGCCUUUGGGAGUCAGUUUCAGCUUCCAGAAACGGUACCACAGCCCCAGGACGCCUUCUCUGAUCCAGCCGCUGUGCCUCGCAGCACCAGGAUGUAGCAGGGCGGAGCAGAGGGCCAGGGCUCUCUCGGAGCCUCAGUUCUCACAUGAAGAAGAAUUUUUACCACACGUCCAAGAACAGACUUGCGUGAAGCAAACUGAAUGCUAAUUUGUUUUCUCCCAGUUUGUAAUCUCUUUUCUGCUGCUUCAGUACACCUUUUCCUAUGGACGAGAGGAAAGGGAAGACUAUUUUAUUCAGUCACUGAAAUAAGAAAUCCCCUGGUAAUGGAUGAGACUGAAGAGAACAGUGCUCCUUCUUGGUGGCUGGGGAAGAAAGAAGGGGGCUGUAGGUAUCUCACAAACACGUGACAUCCUCCAGACAAGCGCCAGACAAUACAGGCCUCCCUCCCUCCAGACCAGCUGGAGGGAAUGGCUGAGGUCUGACUCCGGCCCACCCGGCAGCCGAGGAGCAGCAGAGGGAGGUGGAUUCUCUGUGGAACGGGAGUGUUAAUGUAACCCUUCUAGACCGUAAGCUCCUUGAGGGCAGGGACUGUGCCUCAGUCAUCGUUGAACCCCUAAUACCUAACAAGUGCCUGGCACGGAGCAGGUGCUGCAGAAGUGUGCGUUGGAUGCACACACGCGUGAGUGAGUGAGUGCGUGCGUGAACGAAUGAAUCUGCCUUGCUGUGGGGCAGUCUAAUCUCCAACUAUCCCUGUUCCUCACCAGAUGUUCUCAGAGUUUCAGCUUUUCUAACACUUGUGCCUGUGGUUCAGUUAAGCAUGCACUUUAAUAUGCUUUUAACACUAGAUGACCAAAUCCACGAGUAGACUGCGCCCUGUUCUCCUCGAGGGUGUGCAGGGAGGUGACAUCUGUCUUUGCAAUGCGUCCAGAAUGGCUGAGCCAACUGAGGCCUCCUACAUGCUGGGACCUCAGAGGUCCUGGCCCCCGCAAAAAUCUUCCCUCUCAGACCCAGGUUUUACUUUCAAUUGCUUUUGUUUUUUUAAUUUUUUUUGAGGGGAGGAGGGAAUUAGGUUUAUCUGUUUUAAGAGGAGGUACUGGGGAGUGAACAGGACCCUGUGCAUGCUAAGCAUGUACUCUACCACUUGAGCUAUACCCUCCCCCUGCUCUCAAUUGCUUUAAAAAGAGAUUCAUUCUCUGAGGUUGAAGAUAUAGUGUAUAAUAAAAUGAAGGCCUAAUUUAUGAAGCCAUCAUUAAGCAUCAGUAUCUUCGCAUAAUAGUAUCACUAUAUUUCCACCACUGCCUGCCUCCUCUGACUUAGUCUAGGCCAUCCCUGACCAGAGACCUGACUGGUGGGUUUGAGGCCCCUCUGGAGGGGUCUGCCCAGUGGGGCCGAAUACAUACUUGGGAGGACAGGAACACUGAAGGAGAGAGAGAUGCCAAAACCUUUGCCCAGACAAAGUGGCUACUGCCCUUCCUGGAGACACCAGGAGUGUCACUAACGGCCACUCCCACCCAAAGAAGCCAGGCUGCACUGUGUGGGUCUGAAUCUGACACGUGUACCUGGUGGCAGGAGGAGCCUGUCACAGAAUCCUGGCUGUUAACCUCUCCAGACCUUGUCCUAUUUCCUUCUGUCUUCAGGGGGAUUCCCUCCUUCCCAUCUUUCAAAUAAUCCCAAUGGUGCAUAUCUUCACUGAGAAACCCAAGUCUUCCCAAUUCUCAUUUGCCCUGAACCCCCACUGUUGAAUUAGGAAGUCAAGCCGGAGCCCUCCUUGCCUGAGCUUAGGCUCAGGAAGGGGCAAUUGGCCUCCCCUUAGAAGCCUUAGUCCCAGUUAAACUUCCAGCUCCCUUUAUAUUUGAGAUCUCAGAGGGCAGUAACUUUUUGUUAAAGUAAAAGGGCCUUUCGUUGUACACAGCACCCUGGUGUGCCGAAAGAAGCCAGAUCCUUGCUGCCUCUCCUGAGUCAAGGGCCCCCAAAAUCUGAUCUGGCCAUUCAGAUAGGGAGGAGUGCUGAUGUUGUAAGUUUUUUUUUUUUUGAAAAAUGGAGGUCCCAGCAUAAUCUGCUCUUUACACAGUGCCUUACCCAUGGAGAUUAUUGCUGUCGGGGUCCCAGCUCUUUCUGUCUGCACAGCAGCCCUGCCUUACAGCUGGAGACCCUGAGACCUACAGGACAAUGUGUACUCCCGCCUUCAUUCGCCAGGUGACUCGUGGAAAUGGAGGCUCCCAGGAAAAGUGGCUUGUUUGGGGGAGUAUAAUGAUGACAGUAAGGUUUAGCACUGAAUUAAAUUUGUCCUUAGGUCCAUCAGUCCGAUCUUUUCCUGUGAAAAGGUUUUGGGCAUUAUACAACCCACUUUGAUUACAGGGUGUCAAGGACACCCGCAGGCAGGUGUCUGCCUGACCUUCGGUGGGUACAUCUGCCCUCACUGCUGCCUUUGUAACAAACCAGGCGUGGUCCUCGGCAUCUGAAGUGGCUGCAGACUUCAGAGUAAACUAUUUUUCAAUAUUUAGUUUUUCACAAGAAAUCGAUGGUUGUACUACUCUCAUUUACCAGCAGUUAAACAGCAUAGAACUAAAACCUUUUUUUCUAUUUUGUUCCUUCUGUAUGGUUGUGGUUUUUAGGACAUAAGCUUUUCUUGUUUAUGUCAAGAUCAACAUGAAUUCUCCUUUGUCCUGUUUCAUUUCUCCUAAGUCUACUGUAUAUUACCUGAGCUGAAAUGUUGUGUAUUCCAGUCCAUUUGCAUAUUUGAAGACAUUUCCAAUUCCGACUCUCAUCGGCUCUUCUGAUCCAUGCACAGAUGGUUCCAAGCGUGUUUCUUCCACUGCUUCAUGAUGGAACCAUCACGGUAACUAAUCAGACUUCCCGCCAGUGUCCUAGUUCCCAAGUCCUUCAUUAAACAAUAUUUAAAGAUUGGAAUUUGUAUAAAGUAGCUUCCAAGUUUUAUAAUGCAUCAUUUUACAUCUUUCCUAAUUAAAGGCAGCACAAUAAGGUUGUAACUGCA
This is a messenger RNA of Vicugna pacos (alpaca), 5269 nucleotides long. The record is from RefSeq and is a predicted model, not a curated record. Lineage: Eukaryota; Metazoa; Chordata; Mammalia; Artiodactyla; Camelidae.